Ficedula albicollis (Collared flycatcher) is the source of this 480-nucleotide messenger RNA. Its product is annotated as feather keratin Cos1-2-like. The transcript is spliced from 2 exons. Gene Ontology annotation, cellular component: intermediate filament. NCBI's taxonomy places the organism in Eukaryota, Metazoa, Chordata, Aves, Passeriformes, Muscicapidae. Bases 1 to 480 code for a protein of 159 amino acids. Gene Ontology annotation, molecular function: structural constituent of cytoskeleton. The record is from RefSeq and is a predicted model, not a curated record.
AUGAGCUGGUCACAAAAUUAUGACUUCACUAAGGUGCCUCUGGGCCUAAGGCGGUGCAGGACUGCUAUAAAAGGCAGCCCAAGUCUCUGUGCUCUCAUCCACUUCUCUCACCUCCUUCUCCUCAGGAAUCAGCUGCAGCGCCAGGCUCCAGACAUGUCCUGCCCUGAGAAGUGCCAGCAGUGCCAGCCCUGCAACCCUUGCUGCCAGCCCUGCGGCCCCUGCCCGCUGGCCAACAGCUGCAAUGAGUGCUGUGUCAGGCAGUGCCAGGACUCCCAUGUGGCCAUUCAGCCGCCUGCUGUGCUGGUGACCCUGCCUGGCCCCAUCCUCAGCUCCUUCCCACAGAACACCGCCGUGGGAUCCUCCACCUCCGCUGCCGUUGGCAACAUCCUCAGCUGUGGUGGAGUGCCCAUCAGCUCCGGGGGCUUUGACCUCUCCUGCAUCACCAACUGCUAUGGUGGCAGCAGAUGCCGUCCCUGCUAA